CUCCUAUACGUCAUCGUCGUAGAUCGAUCGACACAACGAGAGCCGGCGGAGGAGGACGGCGAUGACGAACAAGGAGAAAGCGCGAGAGAGGAGAGAGAAGAGGUUGCAGGAGAUCUCUCUCCUUCGCACACUUCCAUAUUCCGACCAGCAGAGAUGGUGGUCUUCUGAAAACAUAGCAGUGGUGACUGGUGCAAACAGAGGGAUAGGUUUUGAAAUCGCGAGACAGCUCGCAGGACAGGGACUGACGGUUGUUCUUACAGCCAGAAAUGCAGAAACUGGCCUUGAAGCUGCUAAAGUCUUGCAGAACGAGUGUCUGAAGGUGGAAUUCCAUCAGUUAGAUGUCACUGACUCCUCGUCCAUCAGAGAGUUUGGACAGUGGAUUAAAGAAACAUUCGGAGGGUUGGAUGUUCUUGUAAAUAAUGCGGGAGUUAACUACAAUCUUGGAUCAGAUAAUUCCGUCGAGUUUGCCCAGACCGUCGUGGCUACUAACUACUACGGGACUAAAAACAUGACCGAAGCUAUGAUACCACUGAUGAGACUGUCCCGUCAAGGUACUCGUAUCGUGAAUGUGAGCUCUCGGCUGGGUAGACUCAAUGGACGUCGAAACAGAAUAGCGAAUUCAGCGUUAAGAGAAGCUCUGGCAAAUCCCGACACGCUGACAGAGGAACUCAUAGAUGACACUGUCUCGUCAUUCCUCAACCAAGUCGAAGAUGGAACGUGGGAAUCAGGCGGGUGGCCGCAAACGUUUACGGACUAUUCCGUGUCGAAGCUUGCGGUCAAUGCCUACACGAGAGUAAAGGCAAAGGAACUGUCUGAAAGGCCCGAAGGCGAGAAGGUAUACGUCAGUUGUUUCUGUCCGGGCUGGGUGAAAACGGCGAUGACGGGCUAUGAGGGAAAUAUGUCGGCUGAAGAUGCAGCAGACACGGGAGUUUGGCUUGCCUUGUUGCUUUCCGACCAUGCAGUGACCGGAAAAUUCUUUGCUGAGAGACGUGAGAUUAACUUCUGAUGUUUUCAAGCUUUGCAAAAUGAAACAACCUCACUGUGCCUUGUUUUUUUAUUGGUGUCGCUUAUUUCUUUA
Molecule: messenger RNA, 1078 nt
Organism: Tarenaya hassleriana
Lineage: Eukaryota; Viridiplantae; Streptophyta; Magnoliopsida; Brassicales; Cleomaceae
Product: (+)-neomenthol dehydrogenase
Exons: 4
Coding region: 62-1006 (314 amino acids)
Cellular component (GO): membrane
Molecular function (GO): oxidoreductase activity, acting on the CH-OH group of donors, NAD or NADP as acceptor
Source: RefSeq, a predicted model, not a curated record